Molecule: messenger RNA, 1518 nt
Organism: Mesorhabditis spiculigera
Lineage: Eukaryota; Metazoa; Nematoda; Chromadorea; Rhabditida; Rhabditidae
Source: the annotation of a GenBank genome assembly
AUGCCAACCCUCACGUCGAUAGCAAAGGACCGGGUGGCAAUGUAUAUCCCGGCUGUCAGCACAUGCCAAUGUCACAAGGAUGAGCCUCCGCCUUGGACAGGGGAAAUUCACGGAUUGUCUCAGGCCUUAAUGUCCGAGUCAAUCCCGCUUCGCGCCUUCUGGUGGCUGAUGCUGGUGAUGUGCAUCAUCUGUGGGGUUACUACCACAACUCUCGUCGUUUUGGAAUACAUUGAAGGACCCACACAGACUUCAACAACAAUACGAUUGGUGGACAGUCUCGAACUGCCAGGGAUUACGAUUUGCCCGAAGGUUCCCGACAUUUUCGAUGAAGAGCCACUAUUUCGAGACAUUUCCGCUUCACUACCAAAUCUAACAUACGAUGUCCAGUUGGACGUUGUUAGAUACUUCAUCGCUGGCAAUGGCCUCGAAAAUAUUGAUGCAAUCUCGAGAUAUAAUGCCUCUUAUCUUCAACAACUUGAUCUAUACUAUCGCUUGUGGUCUCGCGGGUAUUCGACACAAGAGUUUUUCUACUUGAUACAUGACAAAUACGGGUACACCUGCGAGCAAUUUUUCUAUAGCUGCAAUUUUGGAGGGAAUGCCAAGAAUUGCUGCACAGAGGUUUUUGCUAAAAAGAUCGUCAUCCGGCGCGGCGUCUGUUUUCAAACCCGGGCAGCGUUAAAUCAGACUGAGGCAGACGACGUCGGGCGUUUAGUCCUGAGCAUGAGAGCUCUGAGGACCAUGACCUCUCCAGAAUAUAAUUAUACUCAACCUCAACUACUCGUUUACGUCACAGACAAUCAUGAUAUAGUGUCGGAUGAGGCUGACGGCGAGGUUCAUGGAACUCAUCCAGAGCAACGACGUGUGCACAAACAAGUUGUUCGGAAAAGACGCAGAAUGCGUGAUUCGACGAUGGCUGGAUUGCCGGCUGGGAUUGAGGUCUGCGAUCCGGCCAUUAUCGUUGAAAAUUACUACAAUCACAUCCAAUUGGUUUGGGAUAAUGCAAAUGUGACGGAAAACUGUAUUCCGGGCUGUAAAAGAUGGGACUACACAGUAUCCCUGCAGCAAAAUCCAAAUAUCGAUCGAUUUAUCGAUUACGCAUACAAUUUGGAAGUUUCUUAUAAUGAUUUACAGUACGAGUACGUGAAAGAAUCCUACACAACUUCCGUGCCGGGUUUCAUGUCCCAAAUUGGAGGUCAAUUCGGCUUCUUCCUCGGCCUGUCGAUCAUCACCUUCCUGCAAAUGCUCAUCUACUGCAUACACUGGAUAGCGGUUACAGUUGCCUCUAAAAUGCAUCGUAUCUACCGUACCUUUUCGUCGGUUACGGCAUCGGAGAAGCCGACUUCUUACUCCCUCCCAAAUCUCCCAUACCGAGCCCAUCACCUCGACGUGCUUCCUGGUACCGAAGAACCCGUCUCUGAGCCCGGAACUGUGAGAAGCGACAGCUGGGAGUUGCAGGAACUCAAAGAGGAAACGCCAAAGCUUGCGAAACUCGCAGAAUUCGAGCAGGACGUCUCCGAA